AUGUCAAAUUCCGAAGACGUUCUAGACUUUUUAAACCUGCUUCCAGAGUCUAAAUUUGAAGGUACGGAUAAUAUCAAGACGCAAUCCACUUCAACGGGGAAUAAGGAGGAUGAAUUGUUUGAUUUUCUUGAUCAAGUAGCACAGCAUGAACAACAAAAACCGAAAAAGAAAUUAGUCCCCAAGAAGGCAAAGGAGGAGGAGGAGGAGACAAAAGAAGCUGCAGGUGGUGGUGGUGGUAAGAAAGAUGGCUGUGGCGACGAUUAUGAUGAGACAACUGACCUCACUACCGGAAAUUCGUCUUCUGAUACUAAUGAUGAUAGAACCAUGAAUGAGAAAGAAGAUGACAUUCAGGAAAAAAGGCACGAAAGAAGAGAUAAGGAGAAUGAGAAUGAACAGGCACAGGCACAGGCACAGGAUUCUGGUUCUGAGUCUGAGUCUGAGUCUGUGAACCCCAUUGCAUCCCUAUCAAGCUGGUGGAAUCGAGAAGGUGGACAAAAAGUAACCAAUUUAUGGGGCACAAUUACAUCCAAUGCCGAAAAAUUAAGCGAACAAACGUAUCAAUUAGCAUCGCAAACCACGAAUCAAAUCAAUGUGAAAUCCAAGCACUUGGACUCUGAAGAGAUUUUGGGCACUAAAUUGAAUAACUUGUUUCUAAAUAUCUCUAAUCUGAUCAAACUGGGAUUAAUAGAUAAUGACGCUGAUGAAGUAUUAAACAUUUUGAUUGUUUCCGACUUGUACAAUAUCAAUUAUUUGGAACGUAUUGUGUUGACAAAUUUCAAUAGUACAAUGGAUCAAGUUGAAGGAAGAAUUAAUGUUAGCGUUCACAAUUUUAAUCAUCACGAGGACGAAACGGGUGAUGAGACGGCAAGGGCGGUGAAAUUGAAUAUGUUUUAUGGCAAAUUGAUUGAUGGCGAGAAAUUGGCAAUGGCGAAUUUGGAAAACGCUAUCAAGGAGUAUAAGAAAGUCGCCAAAUCACAAGAAGAAAAGAAGAGAAAUGCAGAAAAAGAAAAAGAUGACGAUGGAAAGGAUAGUGAUGUUGCUUCAGAGCAGACCAUUUUGAAAUCAAACAUAUUCAUCUCAAUUCAGCCUAUAUCAGUGAGCAAAUCAGAUAAAGCCGAUAAUUUCGCCGACUCACAAACGGUUAUUGAAUGCAAUAAUUCAGAUUCUUUUUCAUUCACCCUUAUACUUUAUGAUAUUACCAACAAUAUUUCCAUUGUGACAAGAACUCAGCCAUUCCCCUUAAGGUGGGCACAGUGGAUAGAUGGAGAAACUUUAAAACGCGAGGGUGCAACAGAUAACGAUGAUAAUGUAGAUCCCAAAGAAUGGGUGAAAGACUGGAUAAAACAGGGGUUGAAAUUAGGAGUAGGGGUAUUGGCUCAGGACUACGUUAUCAAAAGAAUGGGUAUUUAA
This is a messenger RNA of Lodderomyces oxycetoniae, 1410 nucleotides long. RefSeq lists its product as uncharacterized. Bases 1 to 1410 code for a protein of 469 amino acids. NCBI's taxonomy places the organism in Eukaryota, Fungi, Ascomycota, Pichiomycetes, Serinales, Debaryomycetaceae. The record is from RefSeq and is a predicted model, not a curated record. The transcript has a single exon.